This is a messenger RNA of Diabrotica virgifera virgifera (western corn rootworm), 1553 nucleotides long. RefSeq names its product protein sister of odd and bowel (gene sob). The transcript has 2 exons. Gene Ontology annotation, cellular component: nucleus. Bases 323 to 1456 code for a protein of 377 amino acids. The record is from RefSeq and is a predicted model, not a curated record. Gene Ontology annotation, biological process: embryonic pattern specification; regulation of transcription by RNA polymerase II; embryonic hindgut morphogenesis. NCBI's taxonomy places the organism in Eukaryota, Metazoa, Arthropoda, Insecta, Coleoptera, Chrysomelidae. Gene Ontology annotation, molecular function: DNA-binding transcription factor activity, RNA polymerase II-specific; RNA polymerase II transcription regulatory region sequence-specific DNA binding.
GGUCCUUAACUCUCUUCUAGAUGGCGCACAAGUGAAAACAGAUGAAGAACGUUUUAACAGCUACUAUGAUACUUGCUUAGUCGAUGUUCUACUGUUUAAGCAUAGAGUGUGCGCGUCGCGCGUUUCUGGUGACAAUAUUACGUUUUCACGAAGAAAUCUAACGACAAAAUAUCAAUAUUUGUGAAUGAUAAUGGGAUACAAGAGCACAAUUACAUGAGGUACGUACUCUAUUGAUAUCUUUGCAAUAUGCCGACAUAGAAAAAGACAGAAAACAAAUAAACUCACAUACAUCAGCUGUCUUUGUUUUUGUCAGAAUUUCACAAUGCAAACAUCACCGGAUAAUGCAAAUCAUGAAGAUAAACGACAAAUGUCACCUAGUAAAUACACAGAAUUAGAUAAAAAUAUAGCUACAGCCCUCUUACAAGAAAAUUUAAUACAAAGAUCAAUACAAAAUGUUGCUUUAUCGCUGCAAAAUGCUAUGAUGAGUUCGCUACAACAAGCUGCGUUUUUGCCUGUAAACUCAGCCGCAGCUGCAGCUUUAAAUCUUCAAGCUCUUGAAUCGUACCUAACCUUACAAAGACUGACCAGUGUCUCAACGACCAACAACACUGGAAAAAUCGAUAUUUUAAAAAUUGCCGCUAGCACGGCGAAAAUAAGUGAAGAAACCGUUGGCACCAGCGAAGAAUUAGUAACUAAUACAAGCCUAACGGAGGAUGUAGACCUCGCUGAAGAAGUAGAAGAAGAUUUAGCAUUACUAGACAACGAAGAAACGUUAAGCAAUGCUUCGGUACCAUCUUCACCGGUAGACACGACUUAUCCCAGCUUGAUUCUAAAUUCCAUGUUUCAAAACCCGGAAAACUUGUUGGUUGGAUCGUCUUCUGCAGUGACCACGACUACAGGAGCUUCUAGCAAUAGGCAGAAAGGAGGUGCGAGACCGAAGAAGCAGUUUAUAUGUAAAUUUUGUAAUAGACACUUUACGAAAAGCUAUAAUUUACUCAUCCACGAGAGAACACAUACUGAUGAGAGGCCGUAUUCUUGUGAUAUUUGUGGGAAGGCGUUCAGAAGACAGGAUCACUUAAGGGAUCACAGAUACAUCCACAGUAAAGAAAAACCCUUCAAAUGUACAGAAUGCGGCAAAGGUUUCUGCCAGUCUCGUACACUGGCCGUCCACAAAAUCCUCCACAUGGAAGAGUCUCCGCACAAGUGUCCAGUGUGCAGCCGAUCGUUCAACCAACGGUCCAAUCUCAAAACGCACUUGCUCACCCACACAGACAUUAAACCGUACAACUGUUCGACUUGUGGUAAAGUGUUUCGAAGAAAUUGUGAUUUGCGACGGCAUAGUUUGACGCACAAUUUGGGCGCGAGUUCGUCGAGUACGACCCUGCCCAACAUGCCCAAUCAAAACUUUAGUAUAGAUUCUCUGAUAAGCUCGACUGUGAAAAAGGUCGAUAAAUGAUGUAGAUGUAAGAAUCGUUUUAAACAAAUUAUUUGUAGGGACUUAUUUUUGUAAAACUGAAAAUAUCAUGUGAGAAAUAAAAUUUUAGUGAAUGUUA